GAAAAAAGAAGAAGAAGAAAAAAAAACAUGUGCUCAAUAUUAAAUCUAAAUAAAAAUAUCAUAAUAAUGUCGUCUUUCAUGAAUGUCCGUAUUAUCGGAUUAUUAAUACUUAUUGCGGUGGAUUAUGCUUACUCUGAUUAUGAGAACACCUGGAAUUUAUAUUAUGAGCAGCCCUGCUGUAUGGGCUACAGUAGCGGCCAUCAUCAUAUACGACAUCAUAAAGAUCAUGUCAAAGAUUUCAGUUGCGGUCCUUUGCAUUAUAAAACUUUCUAUUUUGAUGAGAACACAAAUGCACUUUAUGUCGGUGCCAUGGAUCGCAUAUUCCGUUUAAAUCUACAAAAUAUAAGCCAAUCAAUAUGUGAGCGUGAUGUUCUAAUAUUGGAGCCUUCUGGUUCGGAUAUAUUAAGCUGUGUCUCGAAAGGCAAACGUGAGAAGGUGGAAUGCCGUAAUCACAUACGUGUAAUACAACCCAUGGACACUGGGACACGUUUAUAUGUUUGUGGUACAAAUGCACACAAUCCCAAAGAUUAUGUGAUAAAUGCAAACUUAACACAUUUACCUAGAUCCGAAUACGUGCCUGGCAUUGGUUUAGGUAUUGGUAAAUGCCCUUAUGAUCCGGCUGAUAAUUCGACGGCAGUUUACGUUGAAAAAGGAAAUCCAUUUGGUCUGCCGGCUUUGUAUUCGGGUACAAAUGCUGAGUUUACAAAAGCUGAUUCGGUUAUAUUUCGUUCGGAUUUAUAUAACUUCACGUCCGGCCGUAAGGAGCAUAAUUUCAAGCGGACUGUCAAAUAUGACAGCAAAUGGUUGGAUAAACCAAAUUUUGUUGGUUCCUUUGAUAUUGGCCAGUAUGUGUAUUUCUUUUUUCGUGAACAUGCAGUCGAGUACAUUAACUGCGGUAAAGCUAUCUAUUCGCGUAUUGCACGAGUUUGCAAAAAUGAUCGCGGCGGUAAAUACAUGACAGGCCAAAAUUGGGCCACAUAUCUAAAGGCACGCAUCAAUUGCAGUAUAUCAAGCGAAUUUCCGUUUUACUUCAAUGAAAUUCAAUCUGUGUAUAAAAUGCCACAUGAUGAUACGAAAUUUUUCGCCACAUUCACGACCAACACGCAUGGCAUAAUGGGUUCAGCUGUAUGCAGUUACGAUAUACGCGACAUUAAUGCCGCCUUUGAAGGUAAAUUUAAAGAACAAGCGACUUCAAAUUCCGCUUGGCUACCGGUAUUAAAUUCGAAGGUGCCCGAACCCAGACCGGGCACAUGUGUUAACGACACCUCCGGUCUACCCGAUUCUGUAUUGAAUUUCAUACGCAAGCAUCCUUUAAUGGACAAAGCAAUAGAUCACGAGUUCGGCAAUCCGGUGUUUUACAAACGUGAUAUAAUUCUAACGAAACUAGUGGUGGACAAGAUACGCAUUGAUAAAUUGAAUCAGGAAUAUUUGGUAUAUUUCAUUGGCACCUCCACCGGCAAUAUAUAUAAAAUUGUUCAAUUUAUACGGUACGGAAGACGACAUUCCAAUUUGUUGGAUAUUCUGGAAGUGGCAUACAAUGAACCCAUACAGGAGAUGGGUAUAAGUCAGAAAACCGGUUCACUUUAUUUGGCUACUGAUCAUGUAGUAAAACAAAUUGACUUGGCCAUGUGCACCAGACGUUAUGAUUCGUGCAUACGCUGUGUGGCAGAUCCGUAUUGUGGCUGGGAUAAGGAGGCGGGCGUUUGUAAAUUAUAUCAACUGGGCUUACUGCAGGACGUUGCCAACGAAACAUCUGGUAUAUGCGAUACAAGUGUGUUAAAGAAACGUAUAACAGCUUCAUAUGGCCAAACGUUGCAUUUGUCAUGUUUCGUAAAGGUGCCGCAAGUUUUAAGGCAAAAAAUUGUCAGAUGGUAUCAUCAUUCAACGGAGAAGGGACGCUAUGAAAUCAUUUUUACACCCUCCAAGUAUAUAGAAACAUCAGAGGGUGGUCUGGUAAUUAUAUCAAUUAACGAGGGAGAUGGUGGACGUUAUGACAGUUAUCUAGAUGGUACACUGCUGUGCAGUUAUAGCGUCAACGUGGACGCACAUAGAUGCACGCCGCCCUCAAAGAAAAACGAUUAUCAGAAAAUUUACUCACACUGGUGUAAUGAGUUUGAGAAAUACAAGUCAGCCAUGAAACAAUGGCAAGCCAAACAAGAGCAAUGUAAUGUGAAAGACAAAUCAAACGGAAAACACUUAAAUGAAGUCUAUAGUAAUGAUAACAUAGUCUGACUGCAUGAUAUCAAUAUUAAUUACUAAAGACUGACAAAAUUUUGUUUUAAGCUUUUAAAAGACAAUAUUUCUUAAUUACUUAAAAA
Molecule: messenger RNA, 2318 nt
Organism: Glossina fuscipes
Lineage: Eukaryota; Metazoa; Arthropoda; Insecta; Diptera; Glossinidae
Product: semaphorin-2A-like
Exons: 15
Coding region: 28-2232 (734 amino acids)
Biological process (GO): negative regulation of axon extension involved in axon guidance; axon guidance; neural crest cell migration
Molecular function (GO): semaphorin receptor binding; chemorepellent activity
Source: RefSeq, a predicted model, not a curated record